ACUGACAAAUAGAAUUUGGAAAACGCUAGGUUAUGUUUGAUUAAAAAAGAAAAUAAAAUCAUUUAUCUAUGGAUUUUUGUUGAAAAUCGUCAAUGUUUUUAACUUUUACAGUAAUGUAUUAGUAGUAUUGUACUCAAAAAUGCGGUAAGGUACCCUUGGAUUUUUACUGAAUAGGCUAAUAAGAUUUUUAAGUUGAUGCUUUGAUACCGGCCAGGUCUUGCAAAAUAUGAGUAGGGGUGCAAAGGAUAUUGAGGCAGUCGCCCUUGUCAUCGACUGUGGUCUGAAGAGCUCCAAAGAUUCACAGUUUCUGGAAAAAUGUAAAGAAUGCGCUACAAACAUAAUAUUAAAAAAGAUCUUCAGCGAGAGCAAAGACGUGUUGAGUGUGAUUGUGUUGGGUUCGGAAGCCACCAGUCAUCCACUGGACAGCGACGGAGGCUACAGGCACAUAGAGGUGGUGCUUCCCUUCAUGGUGGCCUCCUGGGAUCUGGUGACCGCGGUGUCCGGCCUCUCCAUCAACCACAGAGUCACCAACAGCGACUGGUGUGACGCCCUCGUGGUCGCCAUGCAGUGUCUCAAGGAGAAGAUGGAUGACACCAAAAAUAUGAAGAAAGUCAAUCACAUUACGACGGCGAAAUUAGUGAUGUUGAGCUCAUUUAGCCAAGAUGUGGACGACUCAUGUAUGGACAGUGUCGUCUCAGCAAUCAUCAACACUGACAUGGAGGUCAUUUUCAUAGCUCCUGACGAGGUGGCUGAGAGAAUCGAGGAAGAUUCGACGGGCAAAACUCUGUCUCAUGGUGAAAAUGCUCUCAGAAAAGUGAUCGAAAAGGUCAGUCUGCUAAAACCAUGAAUUUAACUGCAAACUGUCAGCACCUCUUGUACAUAAUUAUUGGUUUUUAUGAGAGUGUUUACAUAUUGGUAGACUGAAAAUGUAUGAAAACUCCCAUAAAA
Nilaparvata lugens (brown planthopper) is the source of this 948-nucleotide messenger RNA. RefSeq lists its product as uncharacterized. The transcript is spliced from 5 exons. The coding region runs from base 227 to 847 and encodes 206 amino acids. Gene Ontology annotation, cellular component: Ku70:Ku80 complex. Gene Ontology annotation, biological process: cellular response to gamma radiation; telomere maintenance; double-strand break repair via nonhomologous end joining. NCBI's taxonomy places the organism in Eukaryota, Metazoa, Arthropoda, Insecta, Hemiptera, Delphacidae. Gene Ontology annotation, molecular function: double-stranded DNA binding; telomeric repeat DNA binding. The record is from RefSeq and is a predicted model, not a curated record.